AUGUCUUCCCAACGCCCCUUUUUCCUGUCCACCUUCUUUGCCGCAUUCCGUCAACAACCGCCCUCGGCCCUAUCAGCACAACAACCAAAUAAGCACACCACUCAGGCUUCCUCAGGAGUAGGAUCAUCGUCUACCGCCACGCCACGAUCGAUAUCCGCCUCGGCCACGGCCGCGCAAUCACAGGCUACUUCGCCUUCGACGUCAACAUCUGCCUCCCGAACAGGGGUCAUUGGACAGCUGCCACUGCACUCCCCACGACAUCACCAUACCGCUGGCAUACCCAUUCCGCACUCGGGAGGAAGACGGCGAGGAAGCGACAGCAGCAGUGAAGGGUUUCGAGAUGCACUAGGGACAGAGAAGCUGUAUAUUGGUGGAAGAACCGCCACAGGGGAAGAAAAGUUCUUCAAACUGGGUGUUGUACGAAGGGUCCGGAGUGGGGAUAGGCUCUCGUUGGACAGACUAAGCCUAUGA
Molecule: messenger RNA, 471 nt
Organism: Podospora pseudocomata
Lineage: Eukaryota; Fungi; Ascomycota; Sordariomycetes; Sordariales; Podosporaceae
Exons: 1
Coding region: 1-471 (156 amino acids)
Source: RefSeq, a predicted model, not a curated record